Messenger RNA from Epinephelus lanceolatus (giant grouper), 732 nucleotides. The record is from RefSeq and is a predicted model, not a curated record. NCBI's taxonomy places the organism in Eukaryota, Metazoa, Chordata, Actinopteri, Perciformes, Serranidae.
AUGGCUGUGGAUACCUUCACCAUCCUGUGCGCCUUGGGCGUCUUUGCUGCUCUCCAGGUUCCGAGCACCGACGCAUUUAAUCAGCAACCAUCUGAGGUGUUUCUGAGCUACUCUGCCCAGAAUGAGAUCGUGAACAAGCACAACGAGCUGAGAAGAGGUGUUCAGCCCACUGCUAGCAACAUGUUGGAAAUGAGCUGGAGCAUCGAGGCUGCAGCCAACGCUCAGAGAUGGGCCAACACCUGCGCCAUGAAGCACAGUCCUGACAGCUCCAGAACGAUCAGCUCUAGCGGCUGUGGAGAGAACCUGUACAUGGCCAGCUUUAAAGACACCUGGAGCAACGCUAUUCAGGACUGGUACGACGAGGUGAAGAACUGGCGCUACGGAGUGGGAGCUAUCAAUAAUGGAGUGAUCGGACACUACACACAGGUUGUUUGGUACAGGUCCAACAAAGUUGGCUGUGGAAUGGCCCACUGUCCCAACUCUCAAUACAAGUACUUCUACGUCUGCCAAUACUGCCCACCUGGAAACUACCAGUAUGCUCGUCCCUAUCAAGCAGGACCCUCCUGCGGCGACUGUCCCAAUGCCUGUGACAACAAACUGUGCACCAACCCCUGUCCCUACACUAACAAGUACAGUAACUGUGCUCAGCUGAAGCAGCAGUGGACCUGCCAAAACAGCGACAUUGCUUCUUGGUGUCCCGCCACCUGCAAGUGCACCACUCAGAUCAUUUAA